AUGUCUCUCACAAAUAUGAGUUGCACAUCGUGCAUGUGCUGCGAAGAAACACCGUGUUGCAAUUCGGAAAAAUGCGAAGCCAACCUACAACACACACAGACGUUGGAAAUCGAUAAUAACGUCGACGAAUUCGAUAUAAACUGUGCCAUGUGCCGGGAAGCUAUGGCUAAAAUCUCUUCUAACAACGCCUGUAAUACUUGUCAAGAGAACAAUACAGACGAAGCCGAUAUGUGCAGUAAAUGUAAAGAACAAAUGUCGAAAACACAAGACGCGAGUGCAACGAAAAUGGUGGAGAAAGAACUCCGUUGUCCUUCGUGUUCUCAGCCAGUAGCCAUCCAGUGCAGCGCCACAGGCAGCGUGCCUAAUAUCAGUAUUGUGAUAAUCCCUGAAAAACUUCUCAAGGACCGUUCUAGUACAAGCAGAGGCAAUGGCAGCGAAAUUAUGCCGUGUUGUCAAGCUAAAAUUGGGUCAAAAUCUAACAGCAAAGCGUGUGAGGAGCUAUGCAGUCAGACAGCCAAAUCGGAAGCCAAAAACAAACCCGAGCCAUGUUGUACAAUGCCGUCAAAACCAAACGGCAAUGUGUGCGAAGCAUGUAGCGAAGCGGAAGCGAAAAGUAAACCUGAGUCAUGCUGCAAAAUGCCUUCAAAACCAAGCGGCAAUGUGUGCGAAGCAUGUAGCGAAGCGGAAGCGAAAAGUAAACCUGAGUCAUGCUGCAAAAUGCCUUCAAAACCAAGCGGCAAUGUGUGCGAAGCAUGUAGCGAGGCGGAAGCGAAAAGUAAACCUGAGUCAUGCUGCAAAAUGCCGUCAAAAUCCGCUGGUAACAUGUGCGAAGUUUGUGGUAAGGCUGAAACGAAAACUAAAGUAGAACCGAAAUCUAGCAAAGUGUGUGAGGUGUGCAGUAAAUCGGAACAGAGCAAAGAACCCUGUUGUGACAUUCAGUCGCCAUGUAGCCAGUUAGUGGACGCCGCAGGCAAGGGAGGCAAACAAGAAAAGUCUGGUUGUGGCAUGGAAUCGUGCAUGGGAAUGAAGAAGUCAGAUAAGCCCGCGACAAAGACGCCUUCAGGGACGGUAGCUAAGCGCGAAUCGAAAGGAAAUAAAGAUAAAUCCGCAACGGAAUCUAGUGACGCGGCGGCCGAUCAAAAAGAGUGCACGUGCGUGUGUCCACCUGCGUACAAACAAUAUAGUUGCACUGGUAAGAUUAACGGCAUUUGUGAUUGCACUAGUAAUGAUAAUGAAGAAUAA
Plodia interpunctella (Indianmeal moth) is the source of this 1242-nucleotide messenger RNA. RefSeq lists its product as uncharacterized. The record is from RefSeq and is a predicted model, not a curated record. The transcript has a single exon. Bases 1 to 1242 code for a protein of 413 amino acids. NCBI's taxonomy places the organism in Eukaryota, Metazoa, Arthropoda, Insecta, Lepidoptera, Pyralidae.